UUCUUGUCUUUGUAUCCAUCAAACUUUAGCGCAUCAUAUCAACAAUGCGAGAAUUUCACGUCAUUUCGACUUAACCUAAAGAAAUAAUGGAGUUUCUUCUUUGGUUCACACUCCUUUUUCUAACCGCUUUAAUCUUCUUUUUCUUCUUCCCUAGAACUAGAAAGUCCAAGUCCUACAGGCUCCCUCCGGGGCCACCUGGAGUGCCAAUUUUCGGCAACUUGUUCGACCUCGGACCCGAACCGUACAAAACAAUUGCGGGCAUGAAAGAAAAGUACGGCCCAAUUGUUUGGCUAAGAAUAGGCUGUAUAAACACCAUGGUUAUCCAGACAGCCGAGGUUGCCGGCGAGCUGUUCAAGAACUAUGAUGUCUCGUUCGCCGGCCGCCAAAUCGCCGAGGUUCACCGGGUGCACGAUUUUGUGAGCGGGUCAGUGGCGUUAGCCCAGUACGGGCCCUACUGGCGGGUGUUAAGGCGGAUCUGCACCGUGGAAAUGUUCACGACCAAGAAGAUCAACGAGACAGCCGGCGUGCGGCGAAAGUGCGUUGACGAUAUGGUUGCCUGGGUUGAGAAAGAAGCGAGAGAGACGACCGACCAUGGGAAAGGGAUUCACGUCGCACGUUUUGUUUUCUUAGCGUCGUUUAAUAUGGUCGGGAACAUGAUCCUGUCGCGUGACUUGGUCGACCCUGAGUCUGAAACGGCAAAGGAAUUCUUUGAUGCCAUGAUGGGAAUAAUGGAAUUGGCAGGCCGUCCCAACGUUUCAGACAUAUUUCCGUGGCUCAAGCGGUUUGAUCUUCAGGGAGUGAAGAGGGAAAUGGAGAGAGAUCUCGGGAAGGCCAUGGAAAUUGCCGCGGGUUUCUUGAGGGAACGAAUGGAAGAAGUGAAACUGGGUGGAGAGAAGAAGAAGCAAGACUUCUUGAAUGUGUUGUUGGAAUUCAGGGGGAGUGGAAAGGAUGAACCAUCUAAGCUAUCUCAACAUCAAAUUCUCAUAUUUAUCUUGGAAAUGUUUUUUGCUGGUACAGAGACAAGUAGCAGCACAGUGGAGUGGGCAAUGACUGAGCUUCUACGCAAAUCAGAAGCAUUUGCCAAAGCGAAAGCCGAGAUCUCAGAGGUUGUAGGAUCAACCAGGAAGCUUGAGGAGAGUGAUAUUAAAAAUUUACCAUAUCUCCAAGCUGUGAUCAAAGAAACCCUUCGUUUGCACCCUCCGGUUCCAUUGUUGGUUCCAAGAAAAGGAUAUGAAGACAUCAAAUUCAUGGGAUAUGACAUACCCCAAGGCACUCAAGUUUACAUCAAUGCUUGGGCAAUCGGAAGAGAUCCCCAGUAUUGGGAAGAUCCAUUAGAGUUUAAGCCUGAAAGGUUCCUGGAUUCCAAGAUCGAUUUUAAGGGUCAGCACUUUGAGUUGAUACCAUUUGGUUCAGGGAGGAGGGUUUGUGUUGGGCUUUCUUUGGGGAACCGCAUGGCACACUUUGUUUUGGGUUCACUGCUCCGGGAGUUUGACUGGGAAUUGGAUCAUGCAAUUGAUCCCAAAAAUAUGGAUAUGCGUGAAAGGAUGGGCUCAACUGUGAGAAAACUCCAGCCAUUGCAAGCAAUACCAAAAAGGAAAUGCUAACCAGCCCUGAUUAGGAGCAUGUAGCAUGUAUUAUAAAUAAAGGGUCAUUAAAGACCAUCACUUGAUUCCCUAUCCAACUUAUACUCAUGUGCUCAUAACAAGGAGAUUUUGAU
Messenger RNA from Ipomoea nil (Japanese morning glory), 1717 nucleotides. RefSeq names its product cytochrome P450 76A1-like. Gene Ontology annotation, molecular function: iron ion binding; heme binding; oxidoreductase activity, acting on paired donors, with incorporation or reduction of molecular oxygen. The coding region runs from base 87 to 1604 and encodes 505 amino acids. NCBI's taxonomy places the organism in Eukaryota, Viridiplantae, Streptophyta, Magnoliopsida, Solanales, Convolvulaceae. The record is from RefSeq and is a predicted model, not a curated record. The transcript has 4 exons.